Messenger RNA from Prunus dulcis (almond), 1296 nucleotides. Its product is annotated as peroxisome biogenesis protein 7. Lineage: Eukaryota; Viridiplantae; Streptophyta; Magnoliopsida; Rosales; Rosaceae. The transcript has a single exon. The coding region runs from base 184 to 1158 and encodes 324 amino acids. The record is from RefSeq and is a predicted model, not a curated record. Gene Ontology annotation, biological process: protein import into peroxisome matrix. Gene Ontology annotation, molecular function: protein binding. Gene Ontology annotation, cellular component: peroxisomal matrix; cytosol.
AGACGAUGACAAGCGAAAACAAUAAUAAAAUAAAAUAAAACAAAAUAAAACAAAACAAUGAUGAGAGAAAAAGAAGAGAAAAUAAAAAAUAAAAAAUCCAAAGGUCUUAGACCGUGAGAUCCCCAAAAUCCAAACGCCAGACGCAGAGAGAGCACCGGAAAUUCCACCUGGAUUGGACUAACAAUGCCAGUAUUUAAAACCCCGUUCAACGGCUACUCCGUCAAGUUCAGCCCCUUCUACGAGUCUCGGCUCGCCGUCGCCACCUCCCAAAAUUUCGGCAUCCUCGGCAACGGCCGCCUCCACGUUAUCGACCUCUCCCCGGCCCCGCUGGGCCCCGCCGCACCCCACCAGCCAAUCACCGAGCUCAUCGCCUAUGACACCGCCGACGGCGUAUACGACGUCGCAUGGUCCGAGUCCCACGACUCCCUUCUAGUCGCCGCCAUCGCCGACGGCUCAGUCAAGCUCUACGACGUCGCUCUGCCCCCCGCCUCCAACCCCCUCCGCUCCCUCCAUGAGCACACGCGCGAGGUCAGCUCCGCCGACUACAACCCCACGCGCCGCGACUCCUUCCUCACCUCCUCCUGGGACGACACCGUCAAGCUGUGGACCGUUGACAGGCCCGCCUCCGUCCGGACCUUCAAGGAGCACGCCUACUGCGUCUACUCCGCCGUCUGGAACCCUCGCCACGCCGACGUCUUCGCCUCCGCCUCCGGCGACUGCACCCUACGCGUCUGGGACGUGCGUGAGCCUGGCUCCACCAUGAUCAUCCCCGCUCACGAGCUCGAGAUCCUCGCGUGCGAUUGGAACAAGUACGACGACUGCUGCAUCGCCACUGCCUCCGUCGACAAGUCAAUCAAAGUUUGGGACGUGAGGAGCAUUAGGGUUCCGAUCUCGGUGCUCAACGGCCACAGCUACGCGGUGAGGAAAAUCAAGUUCUCGCCGCACAGGCAGAGCUUGAUGAUGUCGUGUUCAUACGACAUGUCGGUUUGCUUGUGGGAUUAUAUGAUGGAGGACGCGCUGGUAGCUCGGUACGACCAUCACACCGAAUUCGCGGUUGGUGUGGAUAUGAGUGUUCUUGUGGAGGGGCUUCUGGCAAGUACUGGCUGGGAUGAGCUUGCGUACGUUUGGCAGCACGGGACCGACCCCAGAGCGCCUUAAAAGGGUAGUUUCUGAUUUUCUUGUGAUAGUUUUUGAAUUGUGAAUUUUGUGAUUGCUCCAAUGCUGCUGUUACUGAAUCAUAAUCCCUUUGAUCUUGUAUAGAAGAUUUAAUAAACAAGAAGCUUUAUUUUUUUGUUC